AUGCAGCUUGCGAUAAUUGCCACUGUCGCGUUCUCAUUCGUCGCGGGGGUGGCAUCAAGACCUGCAAAAUGGUUCGCUGAACUCGCAGAUGAUAUUGGCUCACUGAAUCUGGCACAACAGCUAUGCAGCCUCAAGCCUUGUUUGUUCGGCGACGCGAGCUUCGAUGGCUAUUUGCUUUCCUGCCAAUGCCCGGACAUGCCAACUAACCUCUUUGCGGAUCCUUGUGAAGGUCUCGAAUGUCCCAGCGCUACCGAACCAUUCUACUCAGUGUUGGAUCAAGACUGUUACUGCGGCACAAUGGAGGCAUGGUUUGCCAAAGAGGAGAGCAUAUUGCAGCAACUUGAGAACGAAGGUCGCCUGGCUGUGCAAAAGGACAUUUUCGAUGAACAAUAUCCAGAAGAAGCAAUGCGUUAUGACCUCCGUCGGCGACAAGAAUCGCCAACUGCUUCUACGCCAGCGCACACUGCGAUUCCGACCUUCAUACCUCCGCCUGCGCAAGACAUCACGCCGGAACUUCUCAAUCAGUCACUUAGUAUUCAGCCACAAAACACGGCAACCAUUUCCUCGAUUAUUCCCUACUUUAUGGACAACGUGUUGAGCGUCUACAUACAACUGAAAGGAAUGGUUGCAGAUACUCUGAUUGUGAAUGCAAGCGCUUCAUUACCUUGUGGCGGUAUUGGUGUUGACCCUGAGCCAAGCCUGGCCCUGGUCCCAAAGGUCGUCAAGCAAGGAGAGGGUCAGCCACAAAUCCAGGUUGCCGACUGCCAAUGCAUCGCUGUCAACAUGUACGAUCCCAACUUCAUCACUUACUGGAUACAGAAAAUCUCUGAUGGGAGCAUCUAUUCCCUGACAGGAAGUAACAAGGUGAUCGACAUCGACAAAAUGGACACGACUCAGAGCACGGCCUUGGAUCUUGUCACUCUGUCUGCCGCACACACAGAGCGCAGCAUCACAAACAUCGAAUAUGUCCAACCGGUGCGACGCCAAAUUUUUGGCAUCAAAUGUGGCCAGCCAUGUCCUUUCUAUCACAUGCAGGUCAUUCAAACCACGGACGGCUACUGUGGUUGCAUGUUCCACGGCGCUGAUGAGAAGAUGGACCUUUCCACGAGAGCAUUGAUAGUUCCUGAUAUCAACGCUGCGACCAUGACUGAAGCCGCCUGCAAGGCAAUGCUCUGUUACAACAAUGGCAAUCAGCCAGCCGUCUUCAACCCAUUUAGCUUGACUUGCUGGUGCAAUAGUCCACCAGCCAUUGACUACAACGCCGAGGGAUGGAAACCUGACGCCUAA
Messenger RNA from Exophiala spinifera, 1287 nucleotides. RefSeq lists its product as uncharacterized. The coding region runs from base 1 to 1287 and encodes 428 amino acids. The record is from RefSeq and is a predicted model, not a curated record. The transcript is spliced from 2 exons. Lineage: Eukaryota; Fungi; Ascomycota; Eurotiomycetes; Chaetothyriales; Herpotrichiellaceae.